GAGUGCUCCGUUGCCGAGGUAGGGCUGCAGGAGAUGGGAAUCCUAAAGUAACGCAGAAAAUGAAAUGACCACAUCGGAUAUGUGCAGCGCUUUGCCUGCAUCUCAGCUCCCAGCUGCCCUGUGGGAGGGGGGUCACGAUCUGCAGGACGGUUCCCUCCCGCUGGCAGAUGCGGGGCCGCAGCUGCUGAGACGCCCGACCUCGGCCGGCGCUACAGCCUUGAGCUCAUCAUCGGUCGGCGGCUGUCCAGGUUGUACUUGCCUGCUCAGCAAUAAGUCUAGAAGCUGAGACUCCCAGACACUCCACUGAUCAUCCUCUGUCGGUCUACACCCAUUGCUGCUGGACUAUGCUGGUUACAGCUGGAAUACGCUAGUUACAAUUGGACUUCGAUGAUUAAGGCUGGACUUCGCUGGUUUCAAUAUUGGGGAUAACUGGUCUACGCAGUUUACACCUAGUCCAUCACAGCACCUCUGGUCAACAUUGGUUUCUGCUGGCCAAUAACCUAGUCUCCACUAGGUACCACCAGUUGGUCAAUGAUAGGCACUGCUGUCCAUGUUUAGUGCUGGUCAGGACUGGUCAGCAUGAGGAGCAGGAGUAACUCUGGCGUCCGGUUGGAUGGGUACGCAAGGUUGGUGCAGAGAACCAUCUUAUGCCACCAGAACCCAGUAACGGGACUGUUGCCUGCCAGCGUCGACCAGAAGGAUGCCUGGGUGCGAGAUAAUGUGUACAGUAUUCUGGCUAUCUGGGGCCUGGGAUUAGCAUAUCGCAAGAACGCAGACCGAGACGAGGAUAAGGCUAAAGCUUAUGAACUGGAGCAGAGUGUUGUGAAGUUAAUGAGGGGGCUUCUCCAAUGCAUGCUAAGGCAGGUGGAGAAAGUUGAGAAGUUUAAGCAGAGCCAGAGCACGAAGGACUCUCUCCAUGCCAAGUACAACACCACCACGUGUGGGACGGUGGUUGGUGACAAUGAGUGGGGCCACCUUCAGGUGGAUGCUACCUCCCUCUACCUGCUCUUCCUGGCACAGAUGACUGCAUCAGGAUUACGCAUCAUUUUUACCCUGGAUGAAGUAUCGUUUAUACAGAAUCUCGUAUUUUACAUUGAGGCCGCUUAUAAAGUUGCUGAUUACGGCAUGUGGGAGCGCGGAGAUAAAACGAACCAGGGAAUAGCAGAGCUAAAUGCAAGUUCUGUGGGCAUGGCCAAGGCAGCGCUGGAGGCGAUCGAUGAGCUGGAUUUGUUUGGAGCCUGUGGAGGUCCUAGAUCAGUCAUCCACGUUUUGCCGGAUGAAGUGCAACAAUGCCAGUCCAUUCUUCUCUCUAUGUUACCCAGAGCAUCAACGUCAAAAGAGAUCGAUGCUGGACUGCUUUCGAUCAUUUCCUACCCUGCCUUUGCAAUUGACGACAUUGAUCUUGUGAAUGUGACAAAAAACGAAAUAAUUACAAAACUGCAAGGUCGAUAUGGCUGCUGUCGAUUUCUGAGGGACGGCUACAAAACCCCAAGAGAGGAUCCGAACAGACUACAUUAUGACUCGGCUGAGCUGCAGUUGUUUGAAAACAUUGAAUGUGAAUGGCCCGUGUUCUGGACCUACCUCCUCAUUGAUGGGGUAUUUAAAGAAGACAAGGUGCAGGUUGAAGAGUACAGAGAAGCCCUGGAAGAAAUUCUUAUAAGGGAACAGAAUGGCAUACGACUGGUGCCAGAACUGUAUGCCGUCCCUGCUGAGAAGGUGGAUGAGGAAUAUAAGAACCCACAUACGGUGGACAGAGUCGUGAAAGGAAAAUUGCCUCAUAUGUGGGGGCAAUCUUUGUACAUCCUGGGGUGUCUCCUAUCUGAGGGAUUUUUAGCUCCUGGUGAAAUUGAUCCCUUAAGUCGAAGACUUUCUACAAUUGGCAGGCCUGAUGUUGUUGUCCAAGUGUCAAUAUUGGCUGAAUCUGAAAAGAUAAAGAACAUUUUAGCAAAGUAUAAUUUGGAUGUCGAGGCUAUAUCUGACAUUCUUCCAAUCAGAGUACAGCCAGGAAGAAUUCUGAGCCACAUAUAUGCAAAGCUGGGAUGCAACAGGAAUCUGAAUCUUAGUGGCCGCCCAUAUCGACAUAUUGGUGUUCUUGGAACUUCUAAGUUGUAUGUGAUCAGAAACCAGACCUUCUCAUUUACUCCACAGUUUAUUGAUCAGCAUCAGUUUUACUUGGCCCUGGACAAUCGUAUGAUUGUGGAGAUGCUCCGGACUGACCUUGCCUACCUCUUCUCCGCCUGGAAGAUGACAGGGCGACCUACAGUCACGUUUCCAAUCACAAAAACCAUGCUGACUGAGGAUGGUGCAGACAUUGACUCGAAUAUUCUUUGCACACUUCGAAAGCUGCAGGAUGGCUACUUAUGUGGGGCUAGGGUAAAAACUGGGAAACUUUCAGAAUUUCUGAUUACCUCGUGCUACACAAAUCUGAGUUUCAUGGACCCAGGUCCCGACGGCUUCCUCUUGGAUGAUUAUUUCAGUGAGGGAAGCUUCACUCCAACAACAGAGGUGCCAGAGUCGGUGUCUGCGCAUGAUUCAUGCUACAAAAAUGAUGUUGACACUGAAGACGAGCUCAUGCAGUAUAUAAAUCAUCUGCUACAAAGCACCACCCCUGUAUCGAAACGACUUCCUCCAACAUCCCGGAACCCAGGAAUGCAUCACAUGUUUGAGACAGAGCACACAACUAAGGACGUAUUCACAAUGGUGGCCAAAGCAACAGGGCUGGAAUUACCAAGCAGCUCCAUGUAUCUGCCCAUGAAAGUUCCACUUGCUCAUCGGAAGUGUUUGAACCUGCUGGAAGUUCCAAAAGUACAGAAGGUUAAGUUGGAUCAUCGAGUGGAUCUCAGCUUGCCCAAGGAUGCCCAUGGUGAUAUUGACUUUGCUUCAUUGGUUGAACAGCUGAAAGAAUGCAUUACACUACAAGACCAGGCAGACAUAUUAUACAUCCUGCAUGUCAUUAAGGGCCCUGACUGGGACACAAAUAUCGGGGGACAGAGUGGUACUACGGUUCGGAGCCUCAUGACUGAGCUGUAUGGUAAAGCCGGCCAAAAUCGCGAGUGGGGACUGAUCCGCUACAUCUCCGGCCUGCUCAGGAAAAGGAUUGAAGUCCUCGCUGAGGCCUGCACAGACCUUCUGUCGCAUCAGAAACAGCUGACGGUGGGUCUUCCCCCUGAACCACGCGAGAGGAUCAUCACAACCCCCCUGCCACCGGAUGAACUGGCAGAGCUUAUUUACGAGGCAAGUGGGCAAGACAUUAGUUUGGCAGUUCUGACCCAGGAAAUCAUGGUCUACCUCGCGAUGUAUGUGAGGACCCAACCCUGUCUCUUUGCAGAAAUGCUCAGGCUGAGAAUUGGGCUCAUCAUUCAGGUGAUGGCCACAGAGCUUGCUUAUAGUCUCAGUUGUUCAGGAGAAGAAGCUUCUGAGAAUUUGAUGAACCUGUGCCCUUUUGACAUGAAGAAACUUGUACAUCACAUUUUAAGUGGAAAAGAGUUUGGCGUGGAAAAAAGUGUUCGACCGAUCGAUUCCACUGGCAUCAGUCCGGCCAUUUCCAUCCAUGAAGUUGGCCACACAGGGGCAACAAAAACAGAGAGGACAGGCAUCAAUAAGCUAAAGAGUGAGAUGAGACAGCAAUGCAGCAGCCCCUCGUCUCCCACCGCCAGCUCAUCUCCAGCCGGCUCCUUCGGCGCCACCUUGAAUUGGGAUGAACGCCAGGGUCAGUGGCUGCGCAGACGACGUCUUGAUGGAGCCAUUAACCGAGUGCCCAUGGGUUUCUACGAAAAAGUCUGGAAACUUCUACAGAAGUGCCAUGGACUUUCCAUUGAUGGCUUUGUACUUCCUUCUUCAACCACAAGAGAGAUGACUCCCCAAGAGAUCAAGUUUGCCGUCCAUGUGGAGUCUGUUCUGAACCGUGUUCCUCAGCCUGAGUACAGGCAGCUGUUGGUGGAGACGAUCCUGGUUCUCACUAUGCUGGCAGAACUGGAUGUCCACACCAUUGGUGGAGUCAUCUGUGUGGACCACAUCGUACACAUGGCCAAUGAGUACUUUUUGCAGGAUCAGAAAUCCCUUGGAGCAGGUGAUUCAAUUUUAGAGAUGGACACAGCCACAAGAAUCUGCAAUUUGUUCUAUGACAGCGCUCCAAGUGGCAACUACGGAACCAUGACCUAUCUGACCAAAGCAGUUGCCUCCUAUCUCCAAGACUUCUUGCCAAAUACUGGCUGCUUCCUCCAGUAGAGCAGUGGCCCGUGAAGCAGUUAACAGCAUGAAGAGCUUCCUCAUUAUGUUAUUUUAUGCUUCAGCACUGUGUUUUAACUGAACAUAUUUCGGAUCAAAUUAUAACCAGAUGCAAUGACGCAUGGGAUAAUAUGGAAUAUUGUUUAUUUAAGGCUGUUAUUUAUUUGACUCGGUUACAAUAACUUCUUUGCAUGUGGCUACUGACAUGCCAAAGUCCACUCACUCACAACUGGCAGCUCCCAAGAUUUAUAUUUAUAAUUGACUUGCAUCGAAAUCAGCUCAAGCAUGUAGUGAGAAAAAUGAUUACCAAAUAUGUUUGAAUUAUCUUCUGUGCACCAGAUUCUAUGCACUGUGCCUACUAUUCCCAUUGUGGUGUAGCAAGAUUUAUGAAGCUCUGAUAAUUUACAACUUAAAAUUUAGAGGUACAUAGAAUUUUGCUUUCUAUUAACAAAUCUGAUUAAUAAUGUAGCUCAAUUAGUUUCAGUGGUUAAUGGUGAUUUUUGGCGAGUGAAUAUUUACAAACUAUCUUACGCAUGUCCGGGCAGAUUGUGUUUGCAGUAUAGAAAUUAUAUACAACGGGUGGAGGAACAAUAAAACAUCAAGUCACAACUUCCAGUGAAAGUUGACUUGGACAUUUGCUAAUCAGGAAUCUUACUAGACCAUGUUAAGGUACAAUUUUGUACUGCACAAGUGUGGGGAUAGGAAAAUGAGAGUUUGUUUGGCUUGAAUGAGCUUCUUAUCAGAGUGAAGCCAAGCUAUGCAUUAAUGAACUUGUCUGAAUUUGCCCAAUGCAGUUUUAAAAUGUGUUUCCCAGUCAAAUUAGAUUUCUAUCUACUGUAUUAAACUAACAUCAGUGCAUCAUUGCACUAAUAUGAUUCUGUCCCUUAGGGUCAGUAGUUUAUACAUACGGCAGAAAUUUGGUUUCAGGGUAUGUGUAAUCUAGGUAUGUAUAAAUACCAACCAACUGUGUCUCAUUGUUUCCGAAAAAAUAAAUAGUUCAUAUGCACUGAAAAGCUGCUUACUGUUUACGCUGUUGGCUGUAAUUUAGCCUGAUCCUUGCUCGAACAAUGUUUUUAAUGGAAAAUGUGCUUUUAUUUUUAGUUGUAUAUUUAUAUUCAUAGCAAGUAAACCUAAACAAAAUGUUACAAUAUGAAUAUUCUGCUGCAAUCUUAUUUCAAAUGAAUUGCUCAUGGUUCAGUAUGUUGUUUGCAGUUGUAGAGAUAAAAGUGGCCCAUUGUCCAGGUAAACAGUACAAUCAUCUGUAGUACAGCUGGCCAUUAGCGAUGAGUAAGAUGCAGAAGCAAACAUCCCCCAUGGAGAAUGUUACAGUGAUUAUUUACUCCAUCUGUGAGAAGAUGGAAAACUGAAAGUGUUGAAGCAUUUAUUCAAAGACAUUUUUUAUGAAAGCCAAAACACCUUAUGACUGGAGUAGUGGUUCAUGAGUCAGAGGUUGCAUUACCAGUAUUCAAGCUCAGGCUGUGAAUGGCCAUACCCCAUGGAGACCAUGUGCAUUCCAAAAUAAAUGUGAUGCAUGGCAAGCUGAACGUAUCCAUGUAGGUUAAGGGUCCACUGUCUCUGAUUUCCUCCACUACUCUAGUACAAUGAGAUAUCUCCGUUGCUCUAUGGACCUUCCCCAAAUUAAUUUGCUUCACCAAUGUCCGUGCUAGUGUUCUGAAAUUUCCUCCUUAAACCUCUCCCCCUCCUUUAAAGUUCACAGUUCAGUUUUAAUCGCCAUCCUAAUGUCUUCAUAAUUGUAUUUGACAAUGCCUAUGCCAAGGCCCCAUGAUGUACUAAUACACUGUGGAUGCAGGUUUAAAAAAAAAUAGCUCUGUGAAGGUAAUCCUAUAGAGGUGUCUGUUAAAAUGGAAUGGACAUUUCAAAGCAGACAAUAACGUACUGGAGGAAUUCAGCAGGUCAGACAGCAUCCAAGGAAGGAAAGGACAGAUGACGUUCCAGGCUGGGAUCCUCCUUCAGAUAGUCAUCAGCCUAAAGCAUUAUCUCAUUAUGUGCUCUCUGAUCUUGGGUAUUCCAGCAUUUUCCAGAUGUGUUGCGUCCAUUUUAUUUUGUUCCAAAAUUAGAGUGAAAGCUCCCAUUCUCCACAACAACUUAUGAAUGAUUUUGUUUCUUGGAGGACUCUUGUUCCUGGAAGAAAUCUACAUGCAAAUCACUGACCAUGACGUAAUAAUGAGAAAGAAGCCUUUGAGAGCGUGGUCACCAUCUGUGAGCUGAUUACAUGCUCUACGCCUCAGUUAGCCA
This is a messenger RNA of Amblyraja radiata (thorny skate), 6483 nucleotides long. RefSeq names its product phosphorylase b kinase regulatory subunit alpha, liver isoform. Bases 580 to 4227 code for a protein of 1215 amino acids. The transcript has 32 exons. Gene Ontology annotation, cellular component: phosphorylase kinase complex. Lineage: Eukaryota; Metazoa; Chordata; Chondrichthyes; Rajiformes; Rajidae. The record is from RefSeq and is a predicted model, not a curated record. Gene Ontology annotation, molecular function: calmodulin binding. Gene Ontology annotation, biological process: glycogen metabolic process.